CUCAUCGCACCCCUAAGCACAUUUGUUUCCAUCUUGGAUAAUUUGGCGACUGUACAUAGCUUUGUUGCCAUAGUCGCCAUCCCCUUUAAAGCAAUUAUAAAUAUUGAGCUCCAGCGUCUAAAGAAUGAUCGAAGGGCGCUGGUGCUCCUAAAUCAAAUGGCAGAUAUGAUGAGCCAGCUGACUGAGCUGUCAUCGACCGCUCCAGAUGAACCCGAGGAGACUGGCAUUGUCGGAAUUCUUCAAAAAAUGAAGAGCGGGAUAGACGAUUGUGGGAACAUGAUUGAUUGUUACCUCAAACAAAAAGUUAUCGUUCGAAUGGUUAAAUCCUUGUCUUGGCAGGAGAAAUUCGAGUCGUUUGCCCAAAAGUUUUCUGAGCUCAAAACGAGGCUGAAUGAUGCAAUAUUUGUCAUCAUUCACAAGUCUACAAAGGAGAUCAAUGAAAGGGCGAAGGCUUCGGAUGAGAAACUGGAUCAAGUCCUCGGAUUAUUGAAAAAACGUACGGAUUUGGAGUACCAGAUGGAUCGUUAUAUUCAGCAGCAUGGUGGAAUCGGCCGCUGUCUGGAAGACGAUAAUCUCAUUCAGGGGUUGAUUGCAGUUUCUGAGAGGAGAAUUGACGAUCCCUUUCCAUCCAUCGAUUACCAAGUCGAGCCCGCUGUUACGGAACACCACGACCGUAGAAGGCCUACGACCCGCUUCGUAGAUGACAAUUAUGAUGGUGUGUAUGACUUACCUCAAACUCGUGGAGCUGGCAUUGGGUCUCGCCGCGUGCGCACUCGGUAUGCCCAAGCUACCCCUUUCCCUCCUACCUAUCCAUCCAUGUACCAGCCUGUGUUGCAAACCGAAGGCUUCCGUCAGCCCUCACAAUAUCCGCCGGGGCCCGCCUAUCCAUCCAUGGCUCAACCAGUAUCGCAAUUCGAAACCACCCGUCGACCCUUGGAAUACCCGCCACCUAUUCCCCGUGCCACCCAACCUGGCCAGUAUGUUGACCUGGGGCUUGUGACGCGGUGCAGAGAAGAAAUUACCGUCGCUUUGAAUACAGGGAUUGACGCGCUGCUAAAAAACCAUUCGAUGAUUUGGAAAUUGAAAUUAGACCACCAAACGGCCGUGAUCACGAAGGAAAUACGGAUGGGCACUUCUCGUAUCCUUCAAAAGUUGGAUGCUGGUCCACAUGAGGGAGUUAGCGAUCCAUACUUGCGCGCCGUCUGGGAAACAGAGAAGUGGAGAGGCUCUGUCUCCGGCCCAGUGUUCGUUCAGGCCGUUCGGGACUACAUGAGCGACUGUAUAGAAUCCCCUGGCCAUCCAGAGCUUGUUUCUGAUCACUGGACCUUGAAAUUUUUGGGGGUAUCAUAUAGGAAUGCCCUUUUAGAAGCGAUCGACAUCGAUCACAGCAGCUAUGUCAGUGUCCAGGAGAUAAACAAGUUCACGGAAACAAAGCCCGCAGGGCACACUCUACCUGUUUGGCUUGCAUACUCCAUUGCGAGAUAUAGUUAUGAGGCAGCCCAUUAUAAAAAGGAGAUAUUGAAUAGUAUUGGUGCUCUAAACCGUAGUGCCGCUGAAGGACGCAUCGCGCCUGCGAUAGUUGGAUCAGUCCAUGAAUAUCUGAGCACACUCAACAACAUAGUUCUCGAGGGGCUUGUAUACCCACUUGUUGUUCCUCCCAGUCGGAUACGGGACAUUCAAGUACACGAGCCGUUGUCUGUGCUUUUGCGCUCGCGAAUGCGGGAACGAGAAAAGGAUCUUGCACAGAAGCUGUCCAACGCGCGUUGGGAGAUUGACGGAGCCGCCGCCUUAUCUGCUAUAAUUGGAGAAGGACCAUUAGAGCAUCACUUACUUCCACUCCUUUAUGUGUUCGUCAACCACUAUGCGGAAUCCGCAACAAAGGAGAUUAUCCCGGAGGGGGGGACCCGCAACUUCGUAACUGGAAGAGAAACUAUUUUAAAAAUCGCAGAGCUCGUAGAUGAUCGGGUCCUCUACCUUCGUGAAUGCUUUGGCCCAAACGAAUUUCCUACAUUUGCAUGUGGCCUAUUCUCUUUCUGGCACCCAAUCGCACCGGAUGGUGAUUCUCUGCCGGCUCUGUCCUCGGAGCAUGCCCAUGCUCUUGAAAGAACAGCGAUUCCAGGCUCAUAUUCUGUUGUGCCGCCACCACCCAUGGAGGUUUACCCUUCCUCAGACAGAUCUUCGAGCAUCAGCAGUACUAGGCGACGGCGACGGCGACGGCGACCAUCACCACCCUCAACACCAUCCAUACGGUCAAUAUCGCCACGACCAACACGAGUGGUACAACUACAGCCACCGUCGCCGCCGCAGUAUGCGAUGCCAUUACGGCCACCAUCACCACUACCACCAUCACGGUCAUACAGUCACCACUACGAUCACCACCACAGUACCACUACCAUGGUCACUGCCAUCGUUGCUGCCGUGGCUGCCACCUUGGCCCUCUUUACUUUCUUUUCCUUUUUCUUUCUUCUUUUUUUCGUCUGUAACUUCCGCAGGACUGUCUGAGGCUUGAGGUGAAGGGUGGACCUCCAGAAAAAGGGUACCAGAUGGUAAGGUGUGUGAGUGGCCUAGAGGAGCUGUCGAGAGAUGUCCUUGUCAGCCAUCGAGGCCCACAUAUGAGGGAAUGCGUUGCCGCACCAGCCAGCCUCCACAACCGAGCCUUGAUGACCCACAACCUUCUAUAUCUCUCCCCAUUUAUCCUUUCAUCUCACACUGAGUCAUGUAUAGUACAGCAUAUGCUGAUAGGACGGAAGUGUACUUUAAAAUGAACACAUCAUCAUCUUGCCGAAUG
Molecule: messenger RNA, 2788 nt
Organism: Cantharellus anzutake
Lineage: Eukaryota; Fungi; Basidiomycota; Agaricomycetes; Cantharellales; Hydnaceae
Exons: 9
Coding region: 157-2502 (781 amino acids)
Source: RefSeq, a predicted model, not a curated record